AUGAAAUUAAUUCUUCUUGGUUUAGUUGUGCUCCUUUCGUCUGCUUUCUUUUUAACUUCAACGGUUAAGGCCAUUGUCCAAUUUGGAAAAUGUAACGAUCAGAUGCAAUACAAACAAAAUCUUCAAGUGAGUUCCCUUGUGGGUCUUUGGUAUCAAGUUGCCACUUAUAGAACUUUUUUGGAACGUGGAGUUUGUGCCUCCAUUAAUGUUACCUUAAGUAGUGAUGGUUCUAUGCUCAACAUUGCUGAAUCUCAUUAUAGAGGUGGUAGAAAGGACUAUUUCAAUUUAACUGCAUCCCCAAAUGCUACUACUCCUGCUAAAAUGAUAGUUUCCUAUCAAGUACCACAAAGAAGAGACCAAUUCGAAACUGUUCAAUUUCCAAUACAAGUAGUCGAUACUGACUAUAUCAGUUAUUUACUCGUCUGGUCAUGUGAGAAUAGUAGAACUGCCUUGUAUAGCAAUGAAAUGGCCUGGCUCUAUGUAAGAACACUUGAUGAAGCUUCCCAUUACCAAAUGAGAACUAAAGUUUGGGAUCGAUUGGAAGAUUUUGGAAUGAGAAGAACCUAUUUCCAAGAAACUAGACAAACAAUGUGUGAUUAUAAGGAAUUAGAAUAG
Naegleria gruberi is the source of this 615-nucleotide messenger RNA. RefSeq lists its product as uncharacterized. NCBI's taxonomy places the organism in Eukaryota, Heterolobosea, Eutetramitea, Acrasida, Naegleriidae. The record is from RefSeq and is a predicted model, not a curated record. Bases 1 to 615 code for a protein of 204 amino acids. The transcript has a single exon.